Molecule: messenger RNA, 312 nt
Organism: Chondrus crispus (carragheen)
Lineage: Eukaryota; Rhodophyta; Florideophyceae; Gigartinales; Gigartinaceae
Exons: 3
Coding region: 1-312 (103 amino acids)
Source: RefSeq, a predicted model, not a curated record
AUGGGGAGGUGCGGGCGUCUCUUUGCUCCCGUAGAAGCAAGUAGUUUCUUCACAUCAAAUCCCCCCUGUGACCUUCUUCCAACCCUCCCGGCGCUAGUACAGUUGUCCUCCGGUAAUUGGAUCUACUAUCUUUUAAUCAAGCCGCGCUUUGGGGGAGGUGGUGAUUCAGAGAUGAACCCCACCGCGCCUGCAACACGAUACAUCUAUUCAUAUUCAGGGUCACCCCAAUUAGGCUACAAGUAUGUCGUAGAAAUACAUUUGGCGCAAAGAAGCAAGCUACUGCACGCGUCUGGCAAGAUUCUCCUCGUCUGA